Molecule: messenger RNA, 2127 nt
Organism: Lagopus muta (rock ptarmigan)
Lineage: Eukaryota; Metazoa; Chordata; Aves; Galliformes; Phasianidae
Gene: NABP1
Product: nucleic acid binding protein 1
Exons: 6
Coding region: 239-868 (209 amino acids)
Biological process (GO): response to ionizing radiation; double-strand break repair via homologous recombination; mitotic cell cycle checkpoint signaling
Cellular component (GO): SOSS complex
Molecular function (GO): DNA binding
Source: RefSeq, a predicted model, not a curated record
CGCCUUAGUGCCGGCGGGAGCGGGAGGCGGGCGGUGUGUGUUGUGUCGGUGGGGAGAGGGAGCGGUGGGGGAGUCGAGCGAGCCUCCCAGUGACUUCGCAGUCCCUCGGUGCCCGUGUCCCCGUCCCGUGUGAGGGCUGCCGGUGCCCCCCGCCCGGCCCCGCUCUGCCGCCGCCGCCCCGCGGGAUGCGGGCACGGCCCCGUCCCCCGCUAGCCCCGUCCCCCCCGCCGGCCGCAGCAUGAGCGCGGCGAGCGAUGCGUACGUCUUUAUAAAAGACAUAAAACCCGGACUGAAAAACUUAAAUGUCGUCUUUAUUGUGCUGGAGAUCGGGCGCGUCACCAAGACCAAGGACGGGCACGAGGUGAGGUCCUGCAAGGUGGCCGACAAGACGGGCAGCAUCACCAUUUCCGUGUGGGACGAGAUCGGCAGCCUCAUCCAGCCGGGGGACAUCAUCCGCCUCACCAAAGGGUAUGCAUCUCUGUGGAAAGGCUGUUUGACACUUUACACAGGACGAGGAGGAGAGCUGCAUAAAAUUGGGGAGUUCUGCAUGGUAUACUCAGAAGUGCCAAACUUCAGUGAGCCCAACUCAGAACACAUUGGACAGAGCAAACUGGCUCAAGGUGAACAGAAUAAUAGUUGUGCAUCGAGUAAUAUGAGUUCUUGUACUUUCGGGCCACUGGGAAAUGGUUUACAAACUGGACCCGAAUCAAGUGGAUUUCCAUUUACAUAUAAUCACGGCCACUCUUACGCAGGUAGUGGGAGAGGCAAUGGACGAGGACCUGUAAAUCCAGCAACAGCUAAUAGUGUUCAGCCUCUUCCCCCUGCUGUCAGUAAUGGGAGGGACCCACGCAGAGCCUUUAAAAGAUGACUAUGCCAAAUGUGCUUGUACAGCUUGCUUAAACUCUACACUCUACUUGAACACUUAUUGCACUUUUAUUUAUGGUUAACUGUGAACCAGUUUGUCUUUUUUUUUUUAACCUUUUGGUCUAUGGAGCAAACUUAAUGUGAUAUUUUUGUUUUGCUUAGGGAAGCACAGGGAGUCUUCCCAUAAAUUAAAGGAAUAGGGAGAAAAGGUGGAUAAUAAAGAGGGUUGAGGGGUAAUGGUUUGAAGAGUCUCAAUUAAAACUCAAUACCCUUUGUCAAAUGGAAGCAAAUUUUGGUAAUGUGUAUGUAUUUUUCUGUUUCUCUUGGUCAACCAUAGAGCCUUAAAUGGUUUGUCACGUCCUGUGUGCACAUACGUUGACUUCCAAUAGUGGGAGUACUUUGUAUUGGAAGAGAAAUGUUGGAGAAGGGAAAAUGCUGUAGUGAACUAGGUGUCCUUAGAUUGGGCAUAGCUUGCAAAAGCAAUAAGUAUAAGGAAGUGAUGUCGUCAGCACUUUGUGGUGCCUCCUAAAUCAGAACUAUUAACGCAGACAGAAGUUGAAGACCUCAGAAGUGUCUUGAGGCCUUACCUCCGAUUGCAAAAGCCUGUAUACUCUUCUAAAGAAAAAUUCUCAGUAAUACACCAUUAUCAGUGUCAAGGAGAGCAACACUGAUUAUUUUUGCUUUGGGUAGAAGCUUGGAUACUCAUUCUUGCUUUGCUUGGAAUGUGACAGAUCUGAAUACAGGUAGCGCUGGAGAAUACUGUUUGUAGCUAUGCCUGGUAUAGAAAGCUCAGAGCUAGUUUUACAGGACUCUGCAUCUCCAAGAAAGAAUGAGUUUCAGAAACUGUUCUCAAAUGCUGCAUUGCAUCUCUCUUCAAUGAGGCUGCCUACUUUUCCUUCAUUCACUUUUCCAAAUGAAUUAUACAUUAGAUCAAGCUGGAUGUGUUGAUUGCAGAGGUACUGGCCAAGCACACAGCUGCAGUUCUGAUGCUUUAAGCUUUUGUCCCUCUGUUUUAUAUGGAAUACGAGUUAUCCCUUAGAGAACUUAACCCCCACCCCAAUCUUCCCAGGAGGGAAAUAGCUGUGGUUUUAUUUCUGAUAUUACAAAUGUUUUGAGUCUAGAUAUUAAAAGUUCUGUGCCAUAUUUCAGAUCAGGUUUAAAAUACAACUUCGAAGCUGAGAUGUCAUACUGGAUUCAUCUGUUUAACUCUUCUUAUAGCUGACCUCUCAAAUAAAAAUUGCACUAACCAUUUAAAAAAAAAAA